Molecule: messenger RNA, 2427 nt
Organism: Sebastes umbrosus (honeycomb rockfish)
Lineage: Eukaryota; Metazoa; Chordata; Actinopteri; Perciformes; Sebastidae
Gene: il20rb
Product: cytokine receptor family member B16
Exons: 7
Coding region: 28-951 (307 amino acids)
Molecular function (GO): interleukin-20 binding
Source: RefSeq, a predicted model, not a curated record
UUUGGACUCCUCCUUUAGGUUCUGGAGAUGAACUCUGCGGUCAUGAGACUGAGACGUACUGUGAGUCUGCUGGUGGUGAUGGUGAUGAUGGUCCUGCUGGACUUUACAAACUAUGUUUGGACGCUGCCGGCGCCCAGCGGCGUUUCCAUGGAGUCUGUUGACAUGAGCCAUGUACUGAGGUGGCGCCCGCCGCAGGCUCCCUGCAACACUGCAGUUCUUUACUCUGUUCAGUUCCAGGGGGAGUUUGAGCUGACGGUGCUGAACGGCAGCUGGGUGAACGCUCCCGAGUGCCAGUGGAUCCCUCACGCUCACUGCGACCUGACCUUUGACCUGGGCUCCGACUCCGACUACAACGUCCACGUCAGAGCGCAGUGCGGCUCCCAGCCGUCGCCGUGGACCGAACUGAGCCCGCCUUUCAACCGCAGAGACACGGUCCUGACGGCGCCGGAGAUGGCGGUGGCGGCGGUGGGCGACGCCCUUCGGGUGUCGUUUGACAAGCUUCCUCUCACUGCUGUCGUCAGGGUGACGGUGUGGAAGAGAGGCGACGAGCUGCAGGCUGCCGUCUACUCGCUGCCGGCUGAGGAGUCGGUGCUUCACGUCCCCGCCCUGCAGGAGGAAGCGGUGUACUGCGUCCGAGCUCAGACCGUCCUGGACACUCAGCUCUACAGCAGCAGCACCGACAGCCAGUGUGUCUCCAUCACAGGAGACGGCGCCUGGAAGAAGCCGACCACGGUGACCGUGACCGUCAUCGCCAUGGCCGGUCUGCUGUUCGCCGUCUUCUGGUCCGUCGUCCACUGCCGUCCUCGAGCCUGUCGGGCCUAUUUCCAUAAAGAGCCACUGCCCCACUCACUGAAAGCUGAUUGGGACAUUCAGAUCCCGAUGAGCCCUGAGGAGGCGGAGCUUUGUGAGCCGAUCCAGGUGAGCGUCGACCCCCGACCACCGACGGGCUGAGGACCUCGGACCCUGAAGAGGCUCGCCUUGGAGACGCUCAGCUUCCGUUCACUGUGGGUUUUGUGGAGAGAUGCCGUUGAGCUCAGCUCUCCGGGGAGUUUACGGGGUUCGUGGUGCAUUCAAAUGUCAUGGGAAAAGCAGAAGAAACAGAGAGAGAGACAGCUGAGCUGCUCUGUAAACCAGUCCACAGGAAAUGUUUCACCUGGUUUGUGGCCGGACGGACUCCGAGUCUCUCUGCUGAUCCCUGGUUGGUUAAAUGAUAAUAAUCAGCUGACCUUUGGAAGGCACCGUGGAGACUUUCCUCAAAAACAACUUCUGUUUACGGACACGUGACGGCGCCCUCGAGAGACUGCAGGAGUUAUGAAGGAACUAAAGAGGAAGUCGGUCAACAGAACUUUAAAAAACCUCACCGCGGGAGAUCGCUGUUCGUUUGUCUUUGACUAUUCCUGAACCUUAAAGGUCCCAUAUUGUAAAAAAAGUGAGAUUUUCAGGUUUAAGUGCUUAUAAAUACUGUUAAACUAUCAAAACGCUCAAUAUACGGAGAAAUACACACAGCCCGUAUUCAGAAAUUGUGCGUUUGAAACAAGCCGUCAGGAUUUCUGUAUAAUUGUGAUGUCACAUUCUGUUGCUCAGCAACGCAAUUCCAUUGAAAUGCACUAAAACAGAGCGUUUCAGACAGAGGGUGAAUACAGGUAUAUUCAGGCUGACAGUAGGGGAAAAAAAGGUUUUUUUAUUCCCAAUGUCAAGAAAUGUCCCCACUUUCCAAAAACAUGUCCUCACUUUCCCCAAAAAGAUUUCACAUUACAAAAGUGUCCUCACAUCAUACAAAUAUUCUCACAAUGUUUUUGUGUUCCAUGUUCUUAAUUUCCUAAAAAGUACCAAUUUUCAAAAAACAUCCUCUUUUGAAAUAUUUCCAAUUUCAAGAAAUGUCUUCACUUUGCAAAAAAUGCGGUCACUUUCAAAAUGUCGUUAUUUUCUAAAAUAACCUCACUUUCCCCGCUUCAUAAAAAUAUUCUCACAAUCCAGGUUUAACUCUCCAAAAAAUGUCCUCACUCUACAAAAAUCUAAAUUUCCGGGUUUUCUUGGAUGAAGAAAACAAACACGGUAUGAAACACAUUUAAAGCUGUUUUUCUUUAAAUGUUUAUAGAGUAUUUAUUAUUCCGACACACACACUUUACUGUACAGUAUGUACUUCAUAACAUUUUUGUUUCUGUUGCCGUUACAUGAUUUCGCCGUUUUAAUGGUGUUUUAUUAUAUUUAUAUUGUAUUUUAUUUUUAUUUUUUGAUAUGAAUUCUGAAGAAGUGAAGUGAAUUUGUUUGUUUGUGUUCAGGUUCAAUUAAAGUGAUACUUGGAACGAAUAUUUAGUGUCAUUCAAUUAAAUUUGUUUAAAAGAAAGAAUCCAAGAUCAGAACUGCAUCCAUAGCAACGGUUUAUACAUAGCAACAGUCUUUUAUACAUUGCAACGGUGUUUUAUA